Messenger RNA from Paraglomus occultum, 1329 nucleotides. Lineage: Eukaryota; Fungi; Glomeromycota; Glomeromycetes; Paraglomerales; Paraglomeraceae. The record is from the annotation of a GenBank genome assembly.
AUGCCAACCACAACAGCGGAUUCGCUCCAAGAAUUUGCAACGUUUGCAAGCCUCCGCAGACUGUUUGACCAACUUUCUCUUGAACCCGAAGCCGCCACAGCCGUUCAAAAGCUUAUAAAUGAAUUCGUCACGAUAACUGAAACCUGUCGGUCAUUAAAACAAGGAAAAUCGAAACUAGAACAAGAGAAAAUUAAUGCUAAUAGUCAGGCCGAAGUACUUCGACGAUUGGUUGUGACUUUGACAAAAGAAAAUAACCAGCUUCAUUUGGAUCUUAUACAUAAUGUCGAAGCGAGGAGGCAAGAAAAUUGGGAAGCACAAAAAGUAAUUAGAAAACAUGAAAAUGAGAUUAACGCGAUGAGAUUUGUGAAUGGCCAGUACAUUGGAAUGACACGAGAAGCAGAGAGAAAACUGGAUAGUACGCGAAAAGGGCCCGGGAAAUCCACUUUGACGGAAGCUGUUUCGGGGCAAAUUGAGUUGAAUGUUCCUCUGGAGCCCAUAUCCGAUAAAUAUGAUACAAUUAAACAACCAGAUCCACAUGUUGUUGAUACCAUUAAAUUAUACCAAAGACGCUUAAAUCAGCUGGAUAGCAACAAUAAAACGCUUAUAGAAAGAGAAAAGGAAUAUCAAGCUGAAAUUCUAGGUCUCAAACAACAAAUCACAACAAGGGAACAAGAAAUAGCGCGUCUUAAUACACAGUUGGUUUCAAAACGAGCAAAGAAACUUUCCGAUAUUUUUAAAGAAGAUGAAGCAACUGGUACAUCUUCCGAUUCUCGAGUUCGACAAUUAGAGAUGCAGACCGAAUACCUUCAUGAAUACAUAAUAAAUCUCGAACAGGAUUUAGCCAAACUCAAGGAACGACGAUCAAUGUUACUCAAAGAACAGGAACAAGAAACACAAUCUAUAAUUGAAGAGCUGAACGAUGUGAAAAACAGAAACACAGUGUUGCUUAAUAACAUGGAACAACAUGAAAAAGUGGUCAAGGGGGUUGAAGAGACACAUAAUGAUGUUUACAGACUUGCAAGGUCACGAGACAGAAGGCAAUCGAACGACAUAGCGACACGUAACAAGUACUUGAAGGCCCUCAACACAGAAAACGAACAAUUAAAGAAAGACUUUGAUGAUGUUUCCCGAGAGAAUCAACAGCUUAAAGACUCUUUGAGGAAAACCACAUAUCAGCUUGAAACUCUUACGAACAGGUUCCUGUCGACAGCCGAGAGGCUGCUUGAGCUUGGUUCUAAUAUGCAAUUUGACAUUAAUCCCCCCACCGAGUCGAUUGAUGAUGGACAUGAAUCUCAACAGCAAGAGCAAAGUGUGGAAACGGAAAGAUAG